ACCCCACCAGCUGCAGAUGAAAGAUGAGGACUCUACUUUUUGGUUUUGCUUUUCUUAUUGCCGUUUUGCGCGCGCUUUACAAAUGUUUGGCCCCUAGCGACAUGCACUAGGCCCCUCUAAAUGGGAUGAUGGCUCACCCUCACCCACCCACCCGCCCGCCGGUCUUUCUUUUCUUUAUAUACUAACUAACAAAAUCACCUCUCAUCUCUUCUCUUCUCUUCUCUUCUGUCUUCUUCCACUCCACUCCACUCCCCGGCCGCUGCUCUCUUCGAUCUCUUUCUCGUUCAUGCCCUCAGUCUUGUAAGUGAAACUGUACUAGUGUACCUGCAGAAUCACUACUGCACCAACUUCUCCUCUUUCCCCACGCCCACGUACGUCGACCCAUACUAUACUAUAGUAGUACUAGUGUAGUGCCCUACAAUUACAAGUCAAGUCAAGUGAAGGGGUUGUUAGUUAAUUGGCCUCUUCUCUUUUCGCCACUAAAGCAUCAAAAGGUGAAAAAGUAAGCAAGUGUCGGUUGGAGUGCCCUUAUACUUUUAUAUAUAGAGUAGAGGACGGGCGGGGCGGCGGACUGAAGAGAUGAAGGAAAGGGAGAGGAAACAAGCGGCGGCGGCGUCGCCAUGCGCGGCGUGCAAGCUGCUGAGGAGGAGGUGCGCCAAAUACUGCGUGUUCGCGCCAUACUUCCCGGCGGAGGAGCCCCACAAGUUCGCUAACGUCCACAAGGUCUUCGGCGCUAGCAAUGUCAACAAGAUGCUUCAGGAAUUACCAGUGCACCAGCGAGGAGACGCGGUGAGCAGCAUGGUGUACGAAGCCAACGCCAGGGUGCGGGACCCGGUGUACGGCUGCGUGGGCGCCAUCUCGUCGCUGCAGCAGCAGAUCGACCUGCUCCAGACCCAGCUGGCUCUGGCCCAAGCUGAGGUGGUCCACCUCCGGCUCCGCCAGACCGCACCGGGCUUCUCUGGGAGCCCAGCUCACAGUACUGGGUCUCCUCCAACUUCAAGGCUCAUGGGGAGGCCCAUCUUCGAGAUGGACAUGAUCGACCAGUCCAUGUGGUCGUGCUAGUCUAGCUCUGUGACUAGCUAGCCCAGGCCCAGGCCCAGGCCCAUUCUCAUCAUCCUACAUUCCACCAUCUCCAGUUUGAGUAUUUGAAAAUGGAGGAUUUUUCUUUCUUACUCUAGUUGUAGUAGUCUAUGGUAUACAAGCAAGCAAGGAAGCACAAUAGCACGUAGCAGCUCUACCAUGGCGGUGGAGCGGUAACGACCCGGCCGACAUCUGUGGCCGUUCGAGCCGUUUUUAUCUCUUCUCUUUUCUGUUUUGGUAUUUGGGUUUGUUUGCUGGAUUGUACAUAUAAAAUUAGUUUAAAAACCAAUCUAUCUAUCCAUAGUAUCCUGCUGCUUAUCUAGACUC
Linum tenue is the source of this 1407-nucleotide messenger RNA. The record is from the annotation of a GenBank genome assembly. Lineage: Eukaryota; Viridiplantae; Streptophyta; Magnoliopsida; Malpighiales; Linaceae.